AAGAACUUUCAUCUCUCUUGUCUCUUAAGAGUAAUCAAGAAGAAGAUCAAGAUGAUGGAGACGAGACAAAACAGUGUUCAGUUCCAAAGACCAACUUUCUUACCAAUGUUAUGUUCAAGACCUUCCAUCAAGAACGUGACCCUUCCGGCUAAAUCACAUCAAGAAGACUCACACCAACAAGCCGAUCCUUUGUCUCCCAAAAUCAGCUGCAUUGGUCAGGUCAAACGUAGCAACAAGAUCGUCGGCUUCCCCACCACCACUUCCACCUCCAUCACCCCCGCCUCUCACCACCGUUACUUCAAGCUUAAACGUCUCUUCUCCGGCAAGAAUCUGUCUUUCUCCGCUCCCACUACCACCACAACCAGAACUAGUCGAGGAAGAAUCAGAAAGGACGAGUUUGGUAACAAAAAGAUUGCUGUUAUCGACGUUGCUGAAUUGGACCCACCUUUGCCGGUGGUUAAAAAGACACACGACGGUGGCGCCGGAGAUAAAGCGGCGGAGAAUCUUUGGAAGAGGAGAUCUGGUGGUAGUUGUCAACUCCGGAGUUUGCAGAUUCAACCCAAUGGAGCUCAUCAGCUAAAAGUAACAACUGUUUGAGUUUGGAUCAAUCAAAGCUUUUUUUAUUUGCUGUUAUAAUUUUAAUUAUUAAUAUAGUUUUGUACAAAUAGAAAAUUCAUACUUUA
Molecule: messenger RNA, 683 nt
Organism: Arabidopsis arenosa
Lineage: Eukaryota; Viridiplantae; Streptophyta; Magnoliopsida; Brassicales; Brassicaceae
Source: the annotation of a GenBank genome assembly